UAAGUGAUAACAUUUCAUCGUUAAUCAAAAUUUCCACAAGACAUAGCGGCGGAGGGCCUUCAGGAUGAGUAAAGACGGUUGAGACGCCCGCGCGUCGGUGACGACGCGCGCACUAAACCCACCAUGUCUUUUUUUAACAAUCUCAAAAAGGUGCUGCACCUUGGAAGCGGCAAUGACGCCAAGAAGAAGAAGGUGUUCAGCAACAUCCGGGACAACAGCGACCCCGCCGACAACUGGGACAUGAUCGGCGAGCUCGGAGAUGGCGCUUUCGGCAAGGUGUACAAAGCGCAACACAAGACGACCGGCCAGCUCGCCGCCGCCAAGAUGUGCGUUCUGGACAACGAGGACGACCUCGCCGACUUCACGGUGGAAAUCGACAUCCUGUCCGAGUGCCGCCACCCCAACGUGGUGGAGCUGCACGAGGCGUACUUCAUAGACAACAAGCUGUGGAUGCUGCUGGAAUACUGCGACGGCGGCGCCCUCGACUCGGUGAUGUCGGAGCUGGAGAAGGGCCUCAGCGAGUUGCAGAUCGCGUACGUGUGCCGCGAGAUGUGCCGCGGCCUGCACUUCCUGCACUCGCGCCGGGUCAUACACCGCGACCUGAAGGCCGGGAACGUGCUCGCGACCAUGACUGGCGGCGUCAAGCUGGCUGACUUCGGUGUAUCGGCGAAGAACAAGUCAACACUACAGAAGCACGACACGUUCAUAGGGACGCCUUACUGGAUGGCUCCCGAGGUAGUCCUCUGCGAGACCUUCAGGGACAACCCCUAUGACUUCAAGGUCGACAUCUGGUCUUUGGGCAUAACGCUGAUAGAGUUCGCACAGAUCGAGCCGCCCAACCACGAGAUGACACCAAUGCGGGUGUUGCUCAAGAUCCAGAAGAGCGACCCACCCAGCCUGGAGCAACCCUCGCGGUGGAGCAAGGCGUUCAACGACUUCGUGGCCAAGGCGUUGGUCAAGGACCCAGAAAAAAGGCCCACCUCCAUCGACUUGCUCAAACACGAGUUCGUUUCCGGGGACCUCGACUCCAAACCCCUACGUGACCUCCUGUUGGAGUACCGAGCCGAGGUCGUCGAAGAGGAGCUACUGGAUGAUGACUCGGAGGAACACCGCAGCUCUCAGAUGCAUGUGGACAUGGAAGAUGACUCCACGUCCGUGAGGUCGGGCGACACGCCGGACAUCAAGAUGUCGGAGGCGGAGCCGAGUGCGGGCGCGACUCCGGUGCCGCCGGCGGCGCGCGCCAAUCCCCCCUCCCCGCGCGCCGCCUCCCCCGCCCCGCCCCUCCCCGCGCACACGCCCACCAAGCGCGCGCUGGCCGACGACGCGCCGCCCGCUGACCGGAGACCGCCGGCACCAAAGAAGGAGAAAGGUCCCGCGCCCCCUCCCCCCGGCCCCGCCUCCGCGGUUUCUGCCCCGCCCCCCUCCCCGCCCUCGCAAACAGCGCGCCCCGCACGCAAGCAGCCCGCGCCGCCCCCGCCCGCCGUGCCCGUGUCGCCCGCCACGCCCACAGCACCCGCCGCACCCGCGCCCGCCACGCCGCCGUCCGCUAUCGCAGGACACAUUGUGGAGCAGGUGUGCCGGGAAGCAGAAAAGGCGGUGGAAGAGAAAUCAGACAAACCAACAGACAAAACAGAACUUAACGAUAUAGACGCGAAACCAAAGCCAGAUAACAGACAAGUAACACCCGAGCCCGCUGAAGAAAGACUCAACGGCCUCGCGGACCACAAACCAAUUGAAGUCGACAAAAUUAGUCCGACAGUCGAAAAGAGUAGUCCAAAAGUCGACAGAAUUAGUCCGCAAAUCGACAAAAUCAGUCCUAAAGUUGACAAAGUCAGUCCCAAAGUCGACAAAGUCAGUCCCAAAGUCGACAAAAUAAGCACAGAUGUCAGAAAAGUUGAUGAAAUCAAAUCCUCAAGCAUGGACGUAAAUGAAAUUAGCGUUGACGUCAACAAACAAAGUCCGGAUAUCAAAAAACCGGACGCGAACAAGUCAAAUGUAGAUGUUAACAAAACUAGUCUUGAUGUGAACGCCAAAAUCAGUACAGACGCACCGGAAACACCUGAGCAACAUACCAACAAAUCUAAAGUUGAAGUUAGAAAAAGCGCGGAUGACGUCAGACUUGAAAACAGAAAGGACAUUAAUAGGCGUAGUGUUGAUAUUAGUAAAUUCGGUGAAAUCAGUAGAUCAAGUGUCGAAAUUAACAAAUCUAGUGAAGUUAGGGCCGAAGUGCGCGCGAUUGCUGAUCUAAUCAAAGGUGAUAAGAAAGAGAGGUCCAGAUCUAGCUCAACGGAGAUAGAUACUAAGCGCGUUAGUGCGGAAGUGAGUAAGAUAGAGUCGCGUUCUCGCUCAGUGGAUGACAAGGACAGAUAUAAUGUGGAAGUGAGACGGAGUAAGGAUUACACGAGAUCCGGCUCAAUAGAAGAGAAGGAGGUUGAGAAGGAGACAGCCCCGAGCGCGGUGGAGAUACGAUCAGUCACGCCGCCGGAGCCUCGCCCCGGCGCAGUGUCCCUGGUGGGCCAGCAGGCGGUGACGGUGGUGGCCGUCAGUGCGGAGCCCAACUCGCUUGCCGCCGCACCCGUCGGCCUGGUGACUGUCACCACCACGCACCCGCCCGUGCUCAAAACUGCGGCGCCGCUGCCGCACAACGCGGUGACGAUAUCCACCACUCCGCCCAUGGACGAAGUGGUGGUCGUACGAGCCGGCUCCUCGUCCGAUGAUGACGCAUUCGCGCCAUCGUCACUGGACUCGCUGGACUGCACCACUUGUUACACAGAAAAGGGCCGCGGCAGAAGGCUAGACAGUAGUGAGGUUUUAAUACUGAGCCACGGCGCCGGCGACUCUGGGGUUUUCGACGACAGUCAACACAACCAUCUCAAUCUGGAUACAUCCCACGUGUCCGUGGUAACGGUGGGCGAAGAGGUCAGGGUGCGGGACUCGUCCGCGCCCGCGCCGCACACUCCUCACAACCAGAGACCGUCGCGACUGAGUCCCGACAGCUUCGAGAGUGGUCGGUCGCAGUCUGACAGCGGGUCGGUGGCGUCGGAGAGGUCGCGGCGCGGCGAUGCCGACUCCCUGGCCACCACCGCCACCAGUGCCUCGCACGACUCCCACCAUCUCCUCAACGGUGCCGCCAGAGUGAACUCCGAAAGCCAAGUGUUAGACACGGAAGAGGUGGUGCUAAGACGGAAACCUCAAGACGGACAGCCGAACAGGAUGCAAAGGUCCAAAGAAGACAUACACAUGGCGAACCUCAAGAAGAAGACGAGAAAACGAACGAGAAAGUUCGAGAUCGACGGAGUCAUGGUCACCACCACCACAUCGAAGGUGAUCUGGGGCGACGAGGAGAGCGGCCGCACGUGGGACGACCACGCGCUCCGCAAGCAAGAGCUGCGCGAGAUCAAGAUGUUGCAAAAGCAGGAGCAGAAACAGUUCCAGGACCUCAACGCGAAGGAGCACCAGCUACGGGAUCAGCAGGACAAGAGGUCCGAGGCCGAGCUGGCGUCGCUGUCGCGGGCGCACGAGGCCGACCUUGACACGCUUGCGCGCGCUCAGCGAGCGGCCGCCGAGCGAGCCGAACAGCAGCUAGAGACGGAAUUACGGCAACACGCCAAGCGCCUGCGCACAGAGCACGAGCGUGACCUACGGCACUUUCGCGACACGCUCAAACAGGAGUUGCGGUUGCUGAAACAGGAAGUGGAGCUGGUUGCAAAGGAGCGGCGCAAAGAGGCGUACCGGCAAAGACGCGCGCGCCUCGACGCCGAGCACGCGAGCCGCGAGCGCGCCUUCGUCGCGUCGCUGGCGGACGCGGGCGACGCCAUCUUGCGCCGCGUGCACGACAAGCACCGCGAGCGGCAGGCGCUCGCCGACCGCCAGUACCUACAGCAGCGGCACCAGAUCAUGCGCACCAGAGAAGCGGCACUGUGGGAGCUGGAAGAGAAGCAGAUCCACGAGCGGCACCAGCUCGCGAAGCGGCAACUCAAGGACGAGUUCCUGCUGCGGCGGCACCAGAUGCUGGUCCGCCACGACAAGGAGCUCGAGCAGAUUAAGCGAAAGAACAGUCGCAAAGAGGAGGAGUUGGCAAAGUGCCAGGCGCUCGAGAAGCGCUCGCUACCGAAGCGCAUCCGCGCGGAGCAGAAGGCGCGGGAGAUGAUGUUCCGUGAGUCGCUGCGCAUCGGCGCCGCGCCCACCUCCGCGGAGGACGACCGCGAGCGCCUCAAGAAGUUCCAGGAGAACGAGAAACGUCGCUACAGAGCAGAACAGCAGAGGUUGGCCACCAAGCACGCCAAAGCCAGGGAAGAACUCAAGGCGGCCGGAGAAGCGUUGCUGCGUGAACUGGAGCAGUACCAGAACGAGAAGCGCAAGGCGCUCAUGAACCACGAGAGCGGCAAAAUGAAGUCCAUUGAGGAGCGGUACGCGCACGAGCUAAAGGAGUGGCGCGCAACGCUCGCCGACAGGAAGGCGAGCAUCAUAAAGAGUUUCGAGAAGCAUCUAGAUGAUCACGAAAAGAAAUACGGCAUAAAAAUACCCGACAGGAGUUUGUACCUCGAGGCGCCGUGGCCGAAAAACGUUCUGCAGCACGUACUGACGGCGUACCAUCAGCGGAACUCUUUCAUGGGCUCCCUAUCCAGGUCCAGGACAAGUCUGAACCUGAUACCAGCGAACACACCGAGCCUGGAUCGCAGGAGAAGUGUCAGCCCCGGUUCCGUAAGGCAGACCAAAUCGGCCGUGUCCAGCGCAACUAACACGACAAAGCGCGGAAAGCUGACUAAAGCGCACAGAUACGGCUCCACGUCCAACCUCAAGUUGGUCUCCGAGAAAAUAUCCGGAUUCUCCGUGUUCAAUAACUCAGAACUACGGCGAGAACCGAUAAUGGCGUACGACGAGAAUCCACAGAAAAUCGAGGAAGAACCGAGAAAAAUCGAGAGAUCCAAGCCGCUUGAACGGACCUCGAUAAACUCACGCGCGAAAAAGUACAACAGACAGAGUCUUAGCGACCAAAUGUUCAUGCAAGUAAACGAGAACCCCAUAUUAAAGCGCAGUAUUUCUCAGCAGAGCUUGAAGCAGGAUAUUUCUAUGGAAGCUGUUGUAAUCGACAUGCCGUCUCUGGACGGGAAGUAUGACACGUACAAGAGCAUGGCCAGCACUAGCACCCAGUCCAGUGAAGGGGAGGGAGGUUAUUUGAGUCGAUGGGGGGCGUUUAGGGGGUCAAAUAGUUACUCUAACACACCGGACGUACCUGUAAGCCAACUUUCAACUCUAAACUUAAAGGCGGUAGCUGAUAAGAAAGAUAAGUCAGAUUCUAUCGUUUAAAAACGCUAACUUAACACGUUGUUAAACUUAACGAGUGUUGAGAUCAAUUUAAUCUUGUUAUUUUAUAUGCCCGAAAAUAUUAUAAUACCGUGUCGCAUCGGGUUGUGUUUUUGGCAUACAAUAUAAUAAGAUUAGUUUUUUGCUCAACACGCGCGCCGUUGCGUAUAUACAUUAGCUAGAUUAAAAGUAUUACUGUCGGAAUUAGAAUAAAA
Pararge aegeria (speckled wood butterfly) is the source of this 5522-nucleotide messenger RNA. RefSeq names its product serine/threonine-protein kinase 10 (gene Slik). The record is from RefSeq and is a predicted model, not a curated record. Gene Ontology annotation, biological process: protein phosphorylation. NCBI's taxonomy places the organism in Eukaryota, Metazoa, Arthropoda, Insecta, Lepidoptera, Nymphalidae. Gene Ontology annotation, molecular function: protein serine/threonine kinase activity; ATP binding. The coding region runs from base 124 to 5310 and encodes 1728 amino acids. The transcript is spliced from 27 exons.